AUGGCCGUUGAGGCAUGUGAUGCACAAAAGUUGAUGGAUGAUAUUGGUGAUGAUGAUUUACCAUUAAGUUUCAAAAGGAGUAGCUCUUCCAGAAAGCAAGGCCAAUCAACCUUGGAAGCUAAGAAAUCGGAAACUUACGAACCUGAUAGACAACCAGCACAGGUAGGAUCACAGAAUGGUCAAAGUGCCAUGGAGAAGAGUAAGGUGGCUCCUUCCUCCAAGUCACCACCUGUUAAAUCUUCUGAGGUAUUGAAACCUUCUACGUCGGCUAUGGAUGAGUCAAAUUCACGCCAGAUUAAAGAUGAGAAGCCAUCAACUGAAACCAAUGAGGACUCGGAGGACUCUGAUGAUGAUAAAACACUUACUGCUAGAGUUUCUGCUAACUUGUCAAAGGUCAACUCUAGCCAUGCCAAAAAAGUUCUUCAUGCUUCAAGUUCUAGUCAACAGCUUAAGAUCCCCAAGCCUGAAGAUUCAGAUGAUGAAAUGCCGCUGUCUUCUAGGUUUCAAGUUAAGUCUAAUGCUGGGAUAUCCAUGCGCAGAUCUUCCAAUGCUGGUGAGGGAAAACCUUCAAUGUCAAAAUAUGAACAAAAUGGAUCAGCCUCAAUAGAAAGAAAAUCUUUAGGUAAUCUGAAGAAGAGACCUGGAGAUGCAGGAAAAGCUGCAAAUGAAUCUCAUCUAAAGAAACCUAAGUUUUCUGGCACAUCUACACCUAAGAGUAGAGAAACGCCUGUUAAAGCUGAAACGAGGGAAGAAGAUGAUGAGGAUCAUGUCCCAAUAUCACAUCGAAUGAAGAAGCCGAAUUCCGCAAACAAGAAAACAUCAUCUGUGAAGAAGAUGACUAAACCCUUGGCUAAAAUAUCAAAGAAGACGAAUAAGAAACAAAAUAACUCUACGAAGAACUCUAAGUUCUCCAAGUCAUUCACGGUUCCUCCAGGCUCUGGUGGAGGCCAGAAGUGGACUACCUUGGUUCACAAUGGUGUGAUCUUUCCACCACCAUACAAGCCUCAUGGGGUUAAGAUGCUCUACAAAGGAAAGCCUGUUGACCUGACCCCAGAACAAGAAGAGGUGGCAACAAUGUAUGCGGUGACGCUUGAUACUGAUUACAUGAAUAAACCUCAGUUCAAAGAGAACUUCAUGGCCGACUGGCGGAAGAUACUUGGGAAGAACCAUGUUAUUAAGAGCUUGGAACAUUGUGAUUUCACUCCGAUAUACGAAUGGCAUCAGAAAGAAAAGGAUAAGAAGAAACAAAUGACUAGUGAGGAGAAGAAAGCUUUAAGAGAGGAGAAACAGAAGCAAGAGGAUAAGUACACGUGGGCCAUUGUUGAUGGCAUGAAAGAGAAGGUGGGUAACUUCAGGGUUGAACCACCUGGGUUGUUUCGAGGCCGUGGCGACCAUCCAAAGAUUGGGAAGCUGAAAAAACGAAUUCUUCCUAGUGAUAUCACUAUAAAUAUCGGAAAGGAUGCACCAAUUCCUGAGUGUCCUAUCCCUGGUGAAAGUUGGAAAGAAAUCAGGCAUGACAAUAUGGUUACAUGGUUGGCAUAUUGGAAUGAUCCCAUCAAUCCGAAAGAAUCCAAAUAUGUAUUCUUGGCACCAAGCAGUAAAUUGAAAGGACAGAGUGAUAGAGAGAAAUAUGAGAAAGCUAGGCGCUUAAAGGAUUAUAUUCACGGUAUCCGAGCAACUUAUACCAAGAACUUCACGAGUAAAGAUUCGGCUCAGAGGCAAAUAGCUGUUGCAACCUAUCUUAUUGACAAGCUAGCUCUUAGGGCUGGAAAUGAGAAGGAUGAUGAUGAAGCUAGUACGGUUGGUUGCUGCACAUUAAAGGUUGAACAUGUUGAACCAGUGCCUCCAAAUAUCUUAAAGUUUGAUUUCCUGGGUAAAGAUUCUAUAAGGUAUGAUAAGGAAGUGGAGGUCGAGACUCCCGUGUUUAAGGCAAUCCAGCAGUUUAGAAGUGGGAAAAAGGGCAGUGAUGAUAUAUUUGACAGCCUUGAUACAAGUAAACUAAAUGCUCAUCUAAAGGAACUAAUGCCUGGUCUUACCGCCAAAGUCUUCCGUACGUAUAAUGCAUCCAUUACAUUGGAUGACCUGUUGAGUAAGAUGACAAAAGGUGGAGAUGUUGCCCAGAAAGCUGCUGUUUAUCAGGAUGCAAACAAAGAGGUUGCAAUCAUUUGUAAUCAUCAACGUGCGGAAACAAAGAACCACGCUCCCCAGAUGUUAAAACUGAAAGAAAAGAGAGACGAAGCCAAGGCUGUUUUGAAGGAACUUCAGACAGAUCUGUCUAGGGCUAAGAAAGGGAAGCCUCCGAUGAAGAGCGCUGAUAGUAAAACAAAGAGGAAUUUGAAUCCUGAGGCGUUAGAGAGGAAGAUAGCUCAGUGCAAGGUCAAGAUUGGAAAAAUGGAAGUAGACAUGAAGGUGAAAGAGGAUAUGAAGACCGUGGCAUUGGGUACGUCGAAGAUUAACUACAACGAUCCGAGGAUCACUGUUGCAUGGUGCAAGCGCCAUGAAGUCCCUAUUGAAAAGAUUUUCACCAAGUCUCUUCUCGCAAAGUUUGUUUGGGCAAUGGAUGUCGAUCCUGAUUUCAGAUUCUGA
Messenger RNA from Striga hermonthica, 2586 nucleotides. NCBI's taxonomy places the organism in Eukaryota, Viridiplantae, Streptophyta, Magnoliopsida, Lamiales, Orobanchaceae. The record is from the annotation of a GenBank genome assembly.